Molecule: messenger RNA, 653 nt
Organism: Pocillopora meandrina
Lineage: Eukaryota; Metazoa; Cnidaria; Anthozoa; Scleractinia; Pocilloporidae
Source: the annotation of a GenBank genome assembly
GUUUUCCGUAAAGCCGACAGUUUUGACUUAUGAAACAUUUAAACUCGACGAACGAUCUUAUGCAGUCUGAUUUUGACUGUACAUAAGAAAAAUCGCCAAAUCGAACAUUCCAUAGUAAGGUUAAGAUCGGUGGCCUCCGCAUCAGAAGGAAUUGCAAGGGCCUAUUUUCCUAGUACAUCACGGCGUCAUGGAACUCGUAGUUGAAACAUGAGGACAUAUCACAUCAAAGCUUUGUUGCUUCUUAUCUGUUUUCUGACUCAGACGAAGAGAGUACGGAGUGAAAAUGGGCAAUCUGCCGGUAACGCCGGCACUGAGGCAGGCUUUGGCAUGGCUAAACUCAGCGGAGGUGGAAUGAUUGCGAUCAUUGUACUUGGCAUUUUCGGUGUCGCUUUGUGUGUAAUUAUAUGUUGUGCCUCCUGGUCAAUGAUCAUGACAUGUUUUGAACUUCGUAACCGAGAAGAAACUAACGGUGGAGACUCUUUGGGAGAAACCUUUAAGAAAGUUACCUCGGAGGGAAAUUUUCUUGCUAAGUCAAGUUUUUUUCAUCAUCCUUUGGCAAGUGAGGAACAGGUGGACUCCACUGAGUCAGUAGUGUAGUUAUCUUGAUAGAACCGAUUGUAACUGGCUGUCGCGCCGGCCGGGAGGAGUUUGUG